GGAGGAGGAGGAAGAGGAGGAGGAGGAGGAGGGCUGACACUGUCACACAGACAACUCAACUUCCCGUCAAAGCACAGCGCAGGCAAAACGAGCUGCUGCUGCUGCUGACAACAAAAAAAGGGGAACGACAUCGGGGAUUAUCAAGAGGAGAGGAACACAUUCAAGACACGGUGUCGCCCAGCUGAGGGCUGAGCAGAGUCUGAGGUCUGUGCUCCUGCUAGUUAUCCUUGCGUUGGGGUCCCUGCAGAGAGACAGCAGCACGGGGCUAGCUGCAGCACACCGCGGCUGCUGCACAAGGGUGUGAGUGACUUCUUUUAGCCAUAAUCUCCCUUUUUUUUUUAAUUUUUUUUUUUAUUUACCCGAAAACAGCUGGUGUUAAGGUUUACUGAUGGAAGCCUUCAUGCACUAGCCAUCCCUCCCAAAUCCUUUACCCCCUGUCGGACCCUGGCUCAGACCCGUCACUCGGGCGCUGUCCUCGCCGGGGGGGGGUGCCGGAUCACCAUUGCUGGGUCUGGCUAACGCGAGACGGCGGCGGCGGCUCGGUCCCCCUGACCCCCUGACCCCCCCCCUGCCCCCCACACUCCUGUCUGCCGCUCUGGCCGACCUUUACCGAGCUCGAACAUGGCAGGGAACCUUAAGAAAGGCGGAGGACUCAUAGGUAUGAUGAAGGAUGCCUUCCAGCCACACCAUCACCACCUCCACUCCCAUCACCAGCCCGGGGCCGUGGAUAAGAAGACAGUGGAGAAAUGUUGGAAACUGAUGGACAAGGUGGUGCGCCUUUGCCAAAACCCCAAAUUGGCUCUGAAGAACAGCCCCCCUUACAUCCUGGACCUUCUGCCAGACACCUACCAGCACCUGCGCACCAUCUUGUCUCACUAUGAGGGCAAAAUGGAGACUUUGGGGGACAACGAGUACUUCCGAGUCUUCAUGGAGAACCUUACCAAGAAGACCAAGCAGACCAUCAGCUUGUUUAAGGAGGGAAAGGAGCGCAUGUACGAGGAGAAUUCACAACCCAGGCGAAACCUCACCAAACUAUCAUUGAUCUUCAGCCACAUGCUGGCAGAGCUGAAGGCCAUCUUCCCCGGUGGGACGUUUCAGGGGGACAAUUUUCGCAUCACCAAGGCAGAUGCUGCGGAGUUCUGGAGGCGAGCCUUCGGGGAAAAGACCAUCGUGCCCUGGAAGAUGUUCCGUCAGUCUCUUCACGAGUUUCACCCAAUCAGCUCCGGACUGGAGGCCAUGGCUCUAAAGUCCACCAUUGACCUCACCUGCAACGACUACAUCUCUGUCUUUGAGUUUGACAUCUUUACCAGGCUAUUCCAGCCUUGGUCGUCCCUGCUGCGGAACUGGAACAGCUUGGCAGUUACUCACCCGGGGUACAUGGCCUUUCUCACCUACGAUGAGGUCAAAGCACGGUUACAGAAGUUUAUCCACAAGCCUGGCAGUUACAUCUUCCGACUGAGUUGUACACGGCUGGGCCAGUGGGCCAUCGGCUAUGUGACAGCGGAUGGAAACAUACUCCAAACCAUUCCCCACAACAAACCCCUCUUCCAGGCCCUGAUAGAUGGCUUCAGGGAAGGAUUCUAUUUAUUUCCUGAUGGCCGAACCCAAAACCCAGACCUGACAGGACUGUGUGAGCCUUCGCCUCAAGACCACAUCAAAGUCACACAGGAGCAAUAUGAGCUGUACUGUGAGAUGGGCUCCACUUUCCAGCUGUGUAAGAUCUGUGCCGAGAACGACAAAGAUGUGAAGAUUGAGCCCUGUGGUCAUCUCAUGUGCACAUCAUGUCUCACUGCCUGGCAGGAAUCAGAGGGUCAGGGAACAGGCUGUCCUUUCUGUCGCUGUGAGAUUAAGGGUACAGAGCCCAUUGUUGUGGAUCCUUUUGACCCUAAGGACAACAGCGGGGGCUCCUGCAGGAGCCACUUUGGGGCUGAGGGUGCUCCUUCACCUAGCUAUGAUGACGAUGAUGACGACAGACUUGAAGAUCCCCACCUCAUGAUGAGCAAACUUGCCUUCUCAAAAGUGGAGCGCCCUCCGUCACCCAUGUCCAUGGCCCCGCAUUCCUCUUUUCCUCCUGUGCCACCCAGACUUGACCUGGUAUCACACAGACCUCCUAACCCCGCUGGUGCUUCCAGCCCUGGGGUCACAGCUAAGGCAGCAUCUCACCACAAAGACAAGCCCCUUCCUCUUCCGCCAGCACUGAGGGAUCUCCCCCCUCCUCCUCCUCCUGACCGCCCCCACAUAGCUGGGGCCACCCUUGAAGGACGGCUGCAGAGGCGGCCCUUACCCUGCACUCCAGGGGAGCCCCUUAGAGACAAGCUCCCCCCUGCACCUCCUAACCGGCCCCUGGCUGAGUGGAACUCCCGGCCUGUCCCCAAGGCCCCUAUCUCCUCAUCCUCAUCAUCCUCAUCGUCCUCCUCGUCUUCCUCAUCAACACAGGUCUCCAGUCUAGGAGGGGACAUUCGAGCAGGUGUCAGGGAACUCUCCAACAGACACUCCCUUCCCCUGGCGCUGCCCUCUGCUCUGGACACACGUUCCGACUCACAGAAGAACAACAGCUCCCUCAGUCUUGACCACCAGCUGAACUUUGCUGCGAUAGCUGGUCCAGAUUAUGACAACCCCAAAGUCAAGCCCUCAUCGUCAGCAAAUGCCAUCUAUUCACUGGCAAUUAGACCAUCUCCAGCCCAGAGGCCUGUGGCAGGAGAGGAAGCACGUGACAGUGAGGAGGAGUCAGAGUACAUGAUCCCCUCUUCCCGCCCUGUCCUGCCCCCCGUCACGGCAGCACCUGCAGCAGAGACCCCACCAGUACCGAGGCCUCCACAGCCUCAGCCAUUAUCUGCACUCCAGACUCUGGCCCAGACCUCCACAAGCAACUCACGGCUGUCGCUGACUGAAUUAGAGGAUAGACCUCAAAUGUAUGAAGCCAUGUACAACAUCCAGUCUGGGUCACAACAGGCCAGAGAUUCAGACUAUUCAGAGUUGCCCCCUGUGACACUGACCAAUGGUCCCAGAAACCAGGCAGCAGAGGAGAGGGAAGAGGAGGAAAAUGGCUACGACAUCCCGAAACCCCGGCUGCCAAUGCCUCCAGCCAGACGGACCCUCUCAGAGUUGGGGGGAUCAACUUGCUCAUCUUCAUCUUCCUCAUCAUGUUCAUCCUCCACAGCUGCUUUCAGCCGCCUUUCGCUAGAUUCAGAUGCUGUAACUGCAGCAUCCUUCUUAGAGCCGGUGGAAGCUCCAGAGAGACCUCCAAAGCCCCUGCCCAGAAGAAUCAACUCAGAGCGUCGGCACAGCCCUGUCCCUCCCGUCCCUGCUCCACCUUGUAGUGGGGCAACAGGAGGAGAAACCAACCCUCAAAUCAGCAGCGAGAUCGAGCACCUCAUGAGUCAGGGCUACUCGUACCAGGACAUCCAGAAAGCACUGAUGAUUGCACAGAACAAUAUUGAAAUGGCCAAGAAUAUCCUACGCGAGUUUGUCUCCAUUCCCUCCACUGCGCAUGUUCUUACAUAGCACACUCCUUGUGCCUCUCUCUCUUGUUUGCUCUCUCGCCCUAGCUUGGCCCAGCCCGGUUUGGGUAUGUGUUGGCACAGCCCAGCCCAAAGCCCAUUGCCUGCAGUGCUCGUUCGGUGCUGGCUAAUGCCCACUGUGGAUUUUUAUCUGGCUUACAGCACCUCUGGGAGGCUGUGCCCUGCACUCCAUGCGCUUUCAACAGUGUAUGGCCUUCUUCAAACUGCUACAGCAGGCCUCUUCUUUUACAAAGACGUCUCCGCAGGACUGACAGAGCGUGCGGAACAAUGAUGGGACGCCACAGGACACAGGACUUGUGUAGGAAUCCUUGGAAGACAGACUCUAAUCUUUCAUGUUGAAGCCUCUUGCGGAAAUUGUAACCAACACCUCACAAAUAAAACUAAAAAAAUGUAUGUCUAUAAAAAAUUUAAUAUAUGAGUAAAUAUAUAUUAAAUGUGUGUAAUAUAUACAGUACGUGCAUAUACAGUAUGUAAAAAUGACUUCAGCUUUGAGGGUCGCUCUUGGUUUAGCGUUGUGGGGUAGACAGGAGCACGGUGUAAUGAGUGGUUUUGCCCUCUAAGGCAGACAGAGGGAUGUGAGAGAAUGUGAGGAAGAGGAGUCAGGAUGGCCUUCCUCAUAUUGAGCAGCAGCUAAGAUGUGCUUUUUCAUGAUGAAUCCAGUCUGUUUUGGCCUUUUGAUUAACAACAUCGGUUUGGUACGCUGUUUUUUUUUUUUUUAUGUUUGGAAAAAAAAAAAAAACUAUUUGUUUUUGUUGUGUUGUAUUUUACAAAGUAGCAUAACGAUGGUUACAGGUCUGAAAUUGAUGUCUGGCAGAAUGUGUGUGCGUGUGUGCUUUGUGACAAAGUGUGUGUAUGUGUGCCAGACCUACUCCUCAUGACCUACUCUUAAUAAGCCCAUGUUCCUGAAACACAUGAAUGUGGUUUUACAGUCAGUAUACUCGGACCCCUGCUCUGUAAACGUACUACUGCCCUCUGCGUUUGUGUCAGGGCAGAGUGCAGCUGUAGAGCCUGGCAGUGAGAUUAAUAGAGGACGUGCUAAUGUUGACGACCCUGCAGUACCAGACAGGUUAGUGUGUGGUGGCUGAAAUGUUUUCAUUCUGUCUUUUGUCUAACUUCAUUGGCUGGCUGGUUUGGAUUUCUAUCCCCAGCUUAGACCGGUGUUUAGAAACAGAAAAAGUCAUUGAUUUACUUUGUUAAUAUAUUAUUGUUGUAUGAUCAUAAAUAUUGUUAUUAUAAUUAAUUCAGAAGUGCUUCACUGCUGCUACUAUUGCUAACAAUUACGCCUUAAAUGUACAUUUGUGAAUAUUGUGUUAAGCUCCACCCUGUUUCUUUAAAGUGACAGUAUCGUGUGUGUUUUUCUUCAGUCUGUAAUGUAGCAUACUUGAAAGUACAGCAGCUCGUGAGCCUGCAGCCCUCUCACCAGGUCCACUAUUCAGUGUUUUAAAUAUUUUUCUAUGUAUACACUCUGACACUCACAGAGUUGAGUGUAUAGCAUCUGAAAAAACAAAACUAAAUGCUUUUGGUGUGGUAAACCAUUUUCUAACAGGUCCAGGCUCUUUCAUAUCAAUUUCCCUCUCUCUGCAGGAUCCCCCUCUACUUGAAAGGGAGCGACUGAUGGGGCUAUAUUCUUUAAGUAGGCUCAUGGGUUUACAGGCCCACUCCCGGCUCUACGUUAAAAUCAGUAUUUGGGCCAACUGUAAAAACAUACUCAGGAAUAACUUUAUCCAAACAAAAGAGGUGUUCAGCCUGGUUGUCACAAACCACGGGAGACACCAGCAUACCUGAGAUGACAUGUAGCCAAAAGAAUCCACUUUAUGAAGUCACACAAGUAGCCUAUAACUUUUUUCUCUCAUAACUUGCACAUUUUUUUUGUAUUAUUUCUAGUGUUGGCAGGACUGGAGACAGCAGCCUAAUUUCCAGGUACUAUGAAUGGAAAAAUUAAAAAAAAUUAAUGCAUGGAGCUUUUAGGUACAUUGAUGUGAAACUCUCCCAGUAUAUGAAGUAGAAUGUUUAAUGGGAGAGAGUAAAUCAGGGCUUAUCUGCCAAAGCUUUCGUUGACAAAGUCUGUCUGUUAAAGGAAAGCUAUACCUGCGCUGUCUGGCCAUCCUCUUUUUUUUUUUUUUCUGUUCCUAGUUGCCUUGAGAAGCUCUUGAAUGAUGUGUAUUUGACAGGGAGGUCCCUUAUCCUCAAUACUGUGCUGAUGUUUUGUUGACGUUUCAAGAGAGCUUGUCGAGUAAUUAUUUACCUUUUUAUCUUGUUUUUGCACAGUAUACCAGUUUGUGCUAUGAUACUGUCACUCUAAAGAAAGCUAAGUGUACAAAGUCAGUGAUAUGAAUAGAAAAAAAAGACUUAUUUUAAUUUUGCAUUCCUGUACACAUAUCUUUCUCCAAAGGUUUUGUUUACUUCUGUGAAUAAUUCUGUGAGCAGUGCCAUAUGUUUAGAGAUCGUCCCCAUGUUUAGAGUCUGGCCUUGAUUUUGAAGAGUUUGUAGGUAUUGAUCUCUGAUGGCCAGAUUGUGCAGUAUUGCUUGAAUUAAUCUGUCCUCUCUGCCUUGUCAGCCGUAUCAGACCUCAUCUGUGAGCGCCAGUUCUGACCUCACAGAUGCUGGAUGUGUACCAGCCUCCGUUACCCUCAGUCCCUGUGUCUGGGUAUUUCAAUUUUUUUGCCAGAAGAGGGAGCUGCUGAUUCAUGUAGCUGUUUCGCUUCUCAUCAGUAAUUGGCAUUCAUUAACUUUUUGAUGGUUUUUAAAGCUCAUAUCAAUUCGAAAGUAUGCACAGUGCUGUUAAUAAAAUGAUAAGCAGAAAGUCU
Messenger RNA from Labrus bergylta (ballan wrasse), 6328 nucleotides. RefSeq names its product Cbl proto-oncogene, E3 ubiquitin protein ligase (gene cbl). Gene Ontology annotation, molecular function: receptor tyrosine kinase binding; ubiquitin protein ligase activity; phosphotyrosine residue binding. The record is from RefSeq and is a predicted model, not a curated record. Lineage: Eukaryota; Metazoa; Chordata; Actinopteri; Labriformes; Labridae. Gene Ontology annotation, cellular component: membrane raft; plasma membrane. Gene Ontology annotation, biological process: cell surface receptor signaling pathway; negative regulation of epidermal growth factor-activated receptor activity.